Molecule: messenger RNA, 1450 nt
Organism: Mus pahari (shrew mouse)
Lineage: Eukaryota; Metazoa; Chordata; Mammalia; Rodentia; Muridae
Gene: Ca6
Product: carbonic anhydrase 6
Exons: 8
Coding region: 108-1043 (311 amino acids)
Molecular function (GO): zinc ion binding; carbonate dehydratase activity
Source: RefSeq, a predicted model, not a curated record
GGGCGGAUCAGCCAGCUGGACCUGGUAAAUUGUUAUUUACAGUUUCUGGGCAUUUAAAAGAAGUGCAGCCCAGAACCUGUCCUGCAUUCAGGGCUACAGCAUCUGCCAUGAGGGCCCUGGUGAACGUGGUGUCCCUGUUCUUCCUGGGCAUCCAGGCCCACAGUGAGUGGAGCUACUCAGGGGAUGAUGGCGUGGCAGAAAGUCAGUGGCCUGAGAAGUACCCUUCCUGCGGCGGGGAAAGGCAGUCGCCCAUCGACUUGAAGAGGAGGGAGGCGCUGUUCAAUCCCUCCUUGAAGCCCCUGCUCUUGGUGAACUACGAGGAGGAGAACCUGGAGUUCCCUAUGACUAACAACGGACACACAGUACAGAUCACCCUGCCGCACACCAUGUACAUGCAAACCUCUGACGGCACUGUGUUCGUCCCAGAGCAGUUGCACUUUCACUGGGGUGGUCAGGACUCGGAGCUCAGCGGCUCUGAACACACCAUUGAUGGGACCAGGGAUAUAAUUGAGGUUCACUUUGUUCACUUCAAUCAGAGCUACGGGACCUAUGAGAAAGCCAAGGACCAAGAAAACGGCUUGGCUGUGAUAGCCGUCUUGGCUAAGGUUGUGGAUUAUGCUGAAAACACUUACUACAGCAACUUCAUUUCUGCCUUGAAGGACAUCAAGAAUCCAGGACAAGUUACAACUCUGAAGAACACGAUCAUUAGGAACUUGUUGCCUGAGGACAUCAGACACUAUUACGCCUAUCAGGGCUCGCUCACCACACCCCCCUGCACAGAGAAUGUCCAGUGGUUUGUGCUUAAAGAUUAUGUCACUCUCUCCAAGGUCCAGGCUGUGAGCAUAGAAAAUUCUAUUAUGGAUCACAACAACAAGAUAAUUCAAAAUGGUUACCGCAGAACGCAGCCCCUCAACAACAGGACAGUGGAAGCCAAUUUCCCAAACUUCCCGGAUGAAUAUUCUUUGUACCACCUUCACCUAAAACACAAGCAGAAGCAGAUUCUACAAGCUAAGAAAACGAAGAAGAGAACCCACACUUAUUGAUCCGGAAAUGACACACUGGCCCCGAGGGCUCACCCUGCCCCUUGCCUAAGGAAUCCUGGAAUAUGGGUCUCCUUGCUGCCUGCAGCGAGUCUCUGAUUAACCCAGAGGGAGUUCUCAUCCGAGAGGAGUGGAGCUAUGUCAGCCAGAAGAGAAGGGAUGUGGGUGAGAGGGAAAAGACUUGGACGGACGGACAAAGGAAUCAAGCCUUCCAUAAUUCCCUGUCAAUCAUUCACCUAAAUUUGGGGUCUACAGAUGCGGCUCAUGGUAGAGAGCUUGCCACAACCUUGGGUUUGAGCCCCAGCACCGAAAAAAGAAAAUCAUUCACUUUGAUCUAUGUAAUAAAUCAGCUUGAACUUCCCUUUAGCAUUUAGUGUAAUAAAGUGAUUUUGGAAAAUUUCAUUUUUAAA